CAUGACGCAAUCCCGUUGAGCGGUGUCUCUGGCACGGGGAGGGGGGUGGUGGUGGGUAAGGGGGUUUCCAUCAUGGCGUCAAUGCAGAAAAGGUUACAGAAGGAGCUAAUGGCUUUGCAAAAUGACCCACCCCCAGGGAUGACUUUAAAUGAGAAGAGUGUACAAAAUUCAAUAACGCAAUGGAUUGUAGACAUGGAAGGAGCACCAGGCACAUUAUACGAAGGAGAGAAAUUUCAACUUCUCUUCAAAUUCAGUGGUCGUUACCCUUUUGAUUCACCUCAGGUUAUUUUCACUGGUGAUAAUAUUCCAGUUCAUCCUCAUGUUUACAGCAAUGGACAUAUUUGCCUCUCCAUUUUGACAGAAGACUGGUCUCCAGCUCUCUCUGUGCAAUCAGUCUGUCUUAGCAUCAUCAGUAUGCUUUCCAGUUGCAAAGAAAAGGUGUGGAUUCAACCUAUCAUUAUCUCUGAAAAGGCUUCCCCCUUUUCUUUUCAAGAAGGAAAUCCAAGAGAGAAGCUAGCUGCUUGGCAUCUUCUUAUUUCUGCAGUCUCAGAAGGAGGAAGAGAUGUUUUCUCAUUCAAUGGCUACUAUUUUUGCUGUAGUAUCCAAACACACAGCUGGUUUUGGGCUAGUGGCUACAAUCAAAAGAGGCGGCCUCCUGAUAAUUCAUUUUAUGUAAGGACAUGUAAUAAAAAUCCAAAGAAAACAAAAUGGUGGUAUCAUGAUGACACAUGUUGAUGUUCAGAUUCUUGGAAUCUGGUAGAGGAAAAAGUACUGCUGAGUCCAAAAGCACUUUGAUCAGUCAAUUUUUGAACUUUAACACAGACUUGCCUGCAGGCACUGAAAACUACUUCCUUUACUGCAUUUCUACUAGUGUAUAUCAGGGCACAUACUGAUAGCUGGUUAAGUUCCUGCGACUGACCCUAUUUCAUUUAUUAAGCAGUAUUAAUGCAGCACUUAGGAAGAAAUCUUGUAAUUUCAACAAUAAAUCAUCUCUGUUGUUUAGUUUACUGUGAGGAUAUACCUUGUGAGAAGGUUUGAAACCCUCCUGUGUUGUGCAAUAAAUGGUUAUUGGCGCAUGCUUGGAGAUUUAAAACAAAAGGAAAUCUGUGCAAUAAAAGCAAAGGGAUCCAUUUUAAUUGACAUUUGCAACUGUAUUAUUGUACUAAGUUUCAUGCAUUGCUGUCACGUGGCAAGGUAUGUAAAAACUUGUAGCAUAUUUUGCUGUGACAACAAAUUUAAUUCAUUCAAUGAAGCAUUCCUAAACUUAAAAUUUUUGAAUACCAAUUGUCUCAAUUAUAUUUAAUUUAUUUUACUUGUGCCAAAUUACCUUUUGAAAAAUAUUUUCUUCAUGGGUAUUUGUCAGGGUCAUUGACUAGCCUUCAGUGUGGGCCUCAUUCUCCCAUUUUCCCAAAAAGACAGUUUUAAACUGGAACGCAACCAUAAUGUAUUGUUUCACAUUCAUUUUGUUUCUCCAAUGUCACAUUUUUUGUUGUCAUACUUGAAGCUUCUGAUAUGAAAUGUAUUUUGAAUGAAAAGUUGUUUUGUCCUAAUACUGUCUCCUGUAAAUUAUUUCACAUGUAUCUGACACCUUGUCUUUAAUUCUUCAUGCUCUAAAAAUUGCAAUCCAUCUUGAAGGAUAUAAUUAAUGUUUUGACAUAUUACUUAAAGAUGUUUAACAUAUAUGUUGCUGUGUUGCAGUUUAAUAGCUUCUCAUUAUGAAAAAGAUAGAACUAAUCUUUGUUAUACCAUUAUUUAUGAAUGAAAUUAAAUUCUGUAGGUUGAAAUUUGAAAGUAAUUGUAAAAAUAUGAGGCUUGAAUACUCUAUACCACUAUUGCAUAUAUUCUUAAUGGCAAAAUUAGGGCUGAAAGCUGAGUGGAAAAUGAUUUCAGGGUGCACCUGUUGAAACCUCCAAAGAUGAUACCUGAGGUAGACCAGAGUGAUGAUUCUUUUUCCCCAAAGGACUGCUAAUCUGUGUAAGAAAUCUAACCUUUUGUGUACUGAGUCGCCUUUGUAGCAUUCACAAAUUGACAUUUGUUGAUACCUGCACCACCAUUUUUUCUAAAUUUCUAAUUUAAAACUUAGAGAAGUUGGAAACCAUAUUAUUAUUCAUGGUAGCCUGAUAAAUAAGACCAACAUGGUCAGAUAGUUAUUAUUUUCAGUAAUGCAGCAGCUCCACUACAGGGUUAAAUCAUUAGUUGUACUAUCCCUUUCUCAAAUAUGCAAAAUUGUGUUUUUUGUGUAAAGGUAUUAAAGAAAACCAAAUAUAUUUAGCUUUCCAUUUUAUUUUAGUUUUAUUGAUCGGUAACUUUGACUUCCCUAUGAACUAUUCACUAACAACUUCCAUGAACAAAAUUUAGCUGAUUAAUCAGAGCAUAGCCAGCCACGCUUCUGAGUUCAUUUAUUUUGGGCAAAGUCUGUAAAUACUGUCCUGUACUUCAGUCUGAAGUGCCUAUAUUACCUGUUGUUUGCCAUAUUAUGGUCAAGUUAUAUUAGGGGUAAGGCUCAUAACUAACACUUCAGGUUUAAUUGCUUGCAAAUCCAUCUACUGGCUGAGAGUUUUCUUAAAUUAGGAUUGCUUGAUCACAGAUUAAGGGAGUUUUAACAUCUCAACAAAUGUCCACUUUUUCAGAUGGCAUUUGUGUGAAACCACAAUUUAUGUGUUUAUUAAGUCAAAACAUUAUUUCUCCAAUUAUGUUUGGACAUGGGCUGUGCAGCCUGCAAUAUUUUGGGAGAAAUUUAUCUCAGCAAAUUCUAAAUAUCUAAGAUACAAUAUUAAAGCAUUGUCCAGACAUUUAAGUGUAUAAUUUGACAUCUCUGCAGGACCAGUGUUAAAUUUUAACUAGACUCAGCUUAUCUUUUUUAAAAAACAAAAUGCCAGCUAAUUGACUUGAUGUAGCCUGAAUGUAGUUUAUAUUUGUACAGAUCUUGCAUUUGCAAAAGUUUUAACAAAAUGCUGCAUUUACCAUUUGUUAAUAUCAUUGGAGGUGGAAAUAAUCUCAUGGUUUGUGGUGUUAAUUUGGCACUCUGGGUCAAAAUUUGUAUACUGUUAAUUGUACCAUAUUUUGAGUGUUAUACUGUGGAGGAAAAAUACAUGGCAAUGAAUUGGCGAAAGAAAAAAUAAAUCUUAGUUUUAUACAAUAGAGCACUUAAAUAAUAACAUUUAUUUCUGAAUAACAGCAUAGUAAACUACAAAGGAUUUUCUAAGCAUUGUUUUCACUUCUAAACAUAGUUUUGACAACGUUUUAGUAAAUGUGUCAUUAAAUGGGGAUUUCUUAGUAUGCUCUGAGCAGGCCAUAUGUAGAAUGUUCGUGCCACUUUAUAGAAAUCUGGUAGAUUUUCAGAAAUCCUUUUUUCAUCCCAUCCAGUUCUUCCUGGCCUAGUAGUGAAGAAUGUAAUGGACUGCUUUUUGCCAAGAAGGGUAUCUACUGAGAAUUUAAUUAACUUUUUAAAAUUCGAUGAAUGUUUGAGCUCUAUAAAUUUAGUAUGUUCUGAACAGUGCCAGACAAAGUUCCCCAAUGCUGAAAAGCUUGCGAAAAUCUAAAUAGUAAUUUACCUAGAACAGAGGCCUAAUCCUUCAAUCUGGCUGUGAAAAUUCUACUUGUUUUAGCUUUUAUAGCUGCAAUAUUAUGUUGAAAUUUGUGUUAUUGUUGCUUGGUUUUGUUUGGAUGUGAGAAAACAUAGAUUGUUGCCAAUAUAGGCAUUUUUUUUUAAAUGGCCUUCCUGAUUUAAGGAUCUAUAGGUGCAUUCUUGUUAUCUCUGGCCUUGAGAUUUUAUUCACCCUGCAUUGGGUUCUUUGUUCCUUCCAUUAUCUAAACCGUCAGCAGCUAAGCAGACCAGGUGACUCCAUUGUGCUAAACCUUAAAAAUCAUUAAAACUCAAAGUUCCAGCAACAUGCUCACUAAACUGAAAUGGCUGUGAAGUAAAUGUCUUUCGGUUAGAGAGAGGAUUCCUAUUCCUGCUUGUUGUUCAGUUACUCUUGAUAAAGAGAUAUGUGACAUUGCUAGAUCAUAUUUGACUAAGCUAUGUUUUAAAUGUGAGUAGCCCACCGGGGCAUUCAGAAUUGAUUUUACUGAAGUAGAACAUUGUUUAUGACUGUGUACUGUUUUAGGAUGAGUUAUUAGCUUCAGAAGAAAAGAAUGUUGGAAGUCUCUUGGACAUGAAAUUUUGAUCCAGGGAAAUCCUUCCAUGUAGACCAGGAACUACAACCUACACGACUGAAACAUUUUCCAUGAAGUGAUUUCUACAAAUUUCUAAAAAUGUUGUUUGUUUAAUGUUCCAUGUGAGAGUUCGAAUAGAUUUAAAACUUUUCAUGUGCAAAAUAACUGCCCAAACAUACCUCGUACUCUGUUCCCAAAGGAUGUUCUGAUCUACAAAAUCACUGUAAUCAGUAGUAGGAUGAAAAUGCAUUUUUUAAAAAUUCACUUAAAUAUUUACUGUAACUGUUGGUAAAUGCAGUGCCCAGUGCAAAACUUCACCAUGCAGAUAGGAAGUUACCAGGUUCUAUCCCCACACUUCUUAGCAAGCCCAUCUCACUUAAGAUUGUAGUGCUUGAGGGUUGGGUGGAGGGAAUAAUGAGAGUUCUUGCAUGUCCUCUCAGAUCAGCUGCUCCUGUUGGAAAUAAAAGUGUGGAUUUGGAUGAGGCUUGUUUGAAAUGGCCUCAAAUCAGGAAGUGUUGAAUUGGAAACCACAGGACAGGAGUGAUUCUGGGUGGGGAAGCCUCAAUUUUGUUACUACCAUUCUCUGGUUCCUGCAUAUUGCAUAUUCCUUGAUCUUCUGAUUUCAGUUUAAUUUUCAUUCAUUCACCUUUUUAUGCUGUCAUUUCUGUAAAUGUUACUUGCAGUUUUUACUCAGUGGAAGAAAGAAAUGUGAUGCACAGUCAUGAGAAUUCUUCUGUGAACAUGUUAUUCAAUGAAUAAUCACUUGUGUAUUUUAUAACUGGUCACGUUCACCACCAAUCGAUUGGGACAACUUUCAUAAUCCUCUCUAAGUUCUGUUCCCUUAAAAAAAAAUUGGUUUAUUUCUAAUGCAAGGACAAUGACAUGCAACAUAGUUGUUUUGAAAUAAUAAAAGUUAACAUUAAAACCCUA
Messenger RNA from Chiloscyllium plagiosum (whitespotted bambooshark), 5088 nucleotides. RefSeq names its product ubiquitin conjugating enzyme E2 Wb (gene ube2wb). The record is from RefSeq and is a predicted model, not a curated record. Lineage: Eukaryota; Metazoa; Chordata; Chondrichthyes; Orectolobiformes; Hemiscylliidae.